GAAUCUUGGGAGCAGCCAAAACGAUGUCCUUUGUCUCUCUGCUCUUGGUGGGCAUCCUGUUCCAUGCCGUCCAGGCCGAACAAUUAACAAAAUGUGAGUUGUUCCAGAGGCUGAAAGACCUGGAUGGCUAUGGAGGCGUCACUUUGCCUGAAUGGGUCUGUACCGUAUUUCAUACUAGUGGGUGUGACACACAAACCAUAGUAAAUUACAAUGACAGCACAGAAUAUGGACUUUUCCAGAUCAAUAAUAAAAUUUGGUGCAGAGACAACCAGAUCCCUCACUCAAGGGACAUCUGUGGCAUCUCCUGUGACAAGUUCCUGGAUGAUGACCUUACUGAUGACAUUAUGUGUGUCAAGAAGAUUCUGGAUAAUGUAGGAAUUAACUACUGGUUGGCCCAUAAAGCACUCUGUUUUGAGAAGCUGGAUCAGUGGCGCUGCGAGAAGUGGUGAACACCUGCUGUCUUUGCUGCUUCUGCCCUUUUUAUGUUCCUGGAUCUCCUCUCCCCUAUGGCUACCUCGUUUUGCUUCUUUGUACCCCCUUGAAGCUAAUUUGUCUCAGCCCUGAGCCCUGUAGUGACACCAUUGGGCUAUUGCAAGGACUGUUCUCCAGGGAUGAGUGACUGGUGCUCUGGACUUUUGACCCUUGCUCAGUGCCCCCAGUGGCACUUUCAUUACAACAGUGGAUUCUACCUCUAUCCUGAAUAAAGGGCCUGAUUUUGA
This is a messenger RNA of Orcinus orca (killer whale), 719 nucleotides long. RefSeq names its product lactalbumin alpha (gene LALBA). Gene Ontology annotation, biological process: lactose biosynthetic process. The transcript has 4 exons. The coding region runs from base 24 to 449 and encodes 141 amino acids. Gene Ontology annotation, molecular function: calcium ion binding; lactose synthase activity. Lineage: Eukaryota; Metazoa; Chordata; Mammalia; Artiodactyla; Delphinidae. The record is from RefSeq and is a predicted model, not a curated record.